AUGGUGAGGGCGGAACUCUGCCAGCUCUGGUGGCGUGAUUGUGCACAGGUCUUAGGACAUGUGCCUCUGGCAGAGCAGGUCCACUUCGUGCUGCGUGUGGCCCACUUUGCCGUCACUGCUUCACAGCUGCUGCAGCCGGCCUUGCAGCUUUGGCUGGCCGUAUGGCCAGCGGCAGAAGGAGAUGAGGACUUGGUCUUGGCUUUGGAGAAAUUGGUGCAGGUCUCGGCGCGCUCCAACGCAGAGUGCGCCCCAGCGCUGCAGGCACUUUGCCGGAGCUUGGCUUCCGCAUCCUCGUGGGCCCCACAGACUGUGAGUGCUGCCUUGGGCACCGUCGAAGCCUCCGUGACGCCCAGCGGGGCGACUCCAUGGCCAUUGACGCAGCACAUGGUCUCCUUCUACGGUCCUGUACUGCAAUGCGCUGCGAGCAUCUCCGCUACUCAGAGCAUCCCCUUGGGCCUCGUGGGGGCCUUGGUGUCCUGGGACGCCACCAGUGACUUGGGUCUCCAGCUGCGUGGGGCGCUGCUGAGCAACGAACAGGCAGUACGCACCUUGUGCAACCAGAGCGAAGAGAACCGGACCACACUGCGAAUCAAAGAAGCUCUUGGCUUGUGA
Molecule: messenger RNA, 612 nt
Organism: Durusdinium trenchii
Lineage: Eukaryota; Dinophyceae; Suessiales; Symbiodiniaceae
Source: the annotation of a GenBank genome assembly